Molecule: messenger RNA, 2722 nt
Organism: Aricia agestis (brown argus)
Lineage: Eukaryota; Metazoa; Arthropoda; Insecta; Lepidoptera; Lycaenidae
Product: zinc finger protein 699-like
Exons: 13
Coding region: 83-1882 (599 amino acids)
Biological process (GO): regulation of transcription by RNA polymerase II
Cellular component (GO): nucleus
Molecular function (GO): zinc ion binding; RNA polymerase II transcription regulatory region sequence-specific DNA binding; DNA-binding transcription factor activity, RNA polymerase II-specific
Source: RefSeq, a predicted model, not a curated record
UUGAGUGAUGCUUUGAGAUUAUUUUUCAAAAUACCUAUUAAAAUUAAAAUUAAGUUAAUAAGGCCAAAUACACGCAAAUAAAAUGUUGGCUUGUCGAAUAUGUUUGGCUACGGACAUACGAUUGUACGAUAUAAACACCACUUUCAAUCUGAAAACGGCGUACGAAACCAUAACUGGAUCUCAGAUAUCAAAAAAAGAUGGUCUGCCACAACACAUCUGCAGCUACUGCAGCAUAAUGCUAGUGAAAUGCUCGUCAUUCCAAGACAAAUGUUGUUACACCCAAGGAGUGUUGAAGUAUCUUAUUGGAGACCAGGAAGAGAUAACACAAUUCCAUAUCACGUCAAUCCAACAGUCCAAUCCAAUAAAAGGUUUCGUAAGGCUCUCUAGAAGCGACACAUUACCACUAAUUGAGAUUGAGUAUAAGGAACCAAUUGAGAACGUAGCAGUACCUGUUCCCAUCAAGGAAGAGUAUGAUCUAGAUUUAGAUAGCUUAGUCAAGAUAGAAGAAUGUCUAGCAGAGAAAAAGGUUGAAAAGACAAUACCUAAAGUCAAGAAAACCAGGAAGAAAAAGAAAAAGUCAGAGGACUUCAAGAUCGAGCCGGACUCGAGUAGUAUAGAGAUAGAUAACCCUGGAAAUGCCGAUGCUGACUAUGAAAGUGACAGGGAUCAAGAUAAUCAUAUUGAAAUGGAAGAGGAAAGUGUUGAAGAUUUAAAAAAGGCUAAAGUGAUAAUACUGAGUGCGGAUGAGCAGUUCCAAGAGUUGGAGGCUCGGAAGACGUCGGCCAACUACACCAAGUCCAAGUACCAGUGUCAUCGGUGCUUCCGAGGGUUCAUAUCGGAGACCACAUUCAAUAAUCAUCUGAUGAAACAUGAUCCGAAGAGCGGCGAUCACGAGUGCGCGGUGUGCGGCGUGCGGUGGGCGGAGCCGCGUCUGCUGCGCGCGCACAUCAUCGCCGCGCACGCCCGCAAGUUCCAGUGCACGCUAUGCGACCACGUGUCGCGCUCCGCCUAUCGAGCAAAGGAGCACUACAAAUGGCACAAUGGUUUCAAAUUCAAGUGUAAGCUAUGUGAUGCCACGUUUGGCAAGUCGACGUCGGCGCUGACGCACAUGCGGCUGGCGCACCCGUCGCGCCACUCGUGCGAGGUGUGCGGGGAGUCUUUCGUCGGAGACCUCGGCCUGAGGAUGCACAAACGACGCACGCAUAAAUUCCUAACGGAUAACACCUUCCAGUGCGUCCACUGUCAGGUGCGGUUUCAGUGUCAGGAGGCACUGACCAAACAUCAGGAGACCACUACAAACGGAGUCUGUGAUGCUAACAUACCGUGUCUUCAGUGCGGGCAGGGCUUCACCUCGGAGGAGCUGCUCCAAACACAUCUAAAGGAGCAUCAAUCGUUCUCUUGUGACGAGUGUUCGUGCACGUUCACCAGCGAGCUGUCGUACGGCGUGCACGUGGAGCGCGUGCACCUGGGCGUGCGCAAGCGCAGCACGAGCGCCGCGCGACGACCGCUCGACACCGCCGUCUGCGAGGUCUGCGGCAAGAAGUGUGUCAAUAUGGCGACACUGCGGUACCACCAGCGCACGCACACGGGCGAGAAACCGUUCGCCUGUUCCGACUGCCCCAAACGGUUCUCUGUAUACCAAAGACUACAGAUCCACAUCCGCACGCACACGGGCGAGUCGCCGUACAAGUGUCCGUACUGCCCCAAGGCGUUCAAACACAAGGCCGCGCUCAACAGACACGACCGGGUCCACUCGGGGGCGAGGCCGUACGGCUGCCCGCACUGCGGCAAGACGUUCACGCAGUCCAACUCGCGCAAGAUGCACAUCAACACCGUACACCUCAAGCUGCCGGCGCCAUAUCGCAACCGCAAGACCACUUAGAACCAGUGCAGUGUCUGGAAAGACUAUGACCGGAAAACAUCAAGUAAUUAUAGGACUAGAAGACCACAAGAAACCAAUGAACCAUAAGUCUUCUGGGAAAACUUAAAUUGGAAUAACUACACUCCAAGCGAGGAAACAAAAAACCAGGUAAAGCCAGUGGCAGUCUUCUGGAAAGACCAGAAAAGUAACUAAAUAUCAUGUUAUAUGGAAAAGACAGAAGACCACAAGCAACCUUUAGGGGGAUAGACAGUUUUCUGGGAAGAUCUCCGGUCCUAUAAAUAAGCAACGCCGAACAAGUGAAACGAGCAAUAAUGUCGAAAAUGCAAUGAAAGAAAACGACUGACAAGUUCAGGUGAAACCAAUAGACUUUCAUCAAAAGAAUAAAUCAGAGAAGAAACUAAAUGUCAUGCAAUAUAGAAACAGCAUACAACAAUACGUCGUAGGCCUAGUAGAUAGAAUUCGCUGGCUAAAAGACCAGAAUAUUACACCAAGAUCUGAGCAAUUCCAAGUAAGCAACAUAGGAGCCGUUAUACACUAAAGGACAAUGUGAAAUUUUCUGCCAGCCUUAAAAGGUCUUAUAAAACCGAUAUAUGAUUGAAGAGGCUAUGUAACCAAAACCCAAAUCGACAUUUAAUUUCUCAAGAUAUAAGGUAAAAUACCAAAUUAUUGGCACUUUAAAAGUUUACAUUAUUGGGAUCGUAAGUUCAUACACAAAAUGUAAGUUGCCAAUUUAGCAGACUGCAAAGGAUGUGGUAGUUCGCCCUAUUAUUAAAUUCGGGUCUUCCAAAAACGUAAGAUGAACGUAAUUGUUAAGGCAAAAAAAGUGUUGUGUUGACAGGA